AUGGUCAAGAAUAUUUCGGAAACUGGUAGCGAAAAAGAAUGUCCUACAUUUGUUGCCGAUGAUUAUACUAGGCUAGUAAAAUGCCAAUUGGCUAUAGAUGUUUUGAUGUCUGGUUUCGGUGGUUCAAGUCUGGGGGCGAAGUUAAUGAAUGCAGUAGAAUGGCUAAGUGAAGUUGCCGUUGAUGAGUUCAUGACAGAUUUUGAAAAGUUAACUGAAGUUUUGAAUGCUGCUGAGCUGAAAAAUCGGGUGAAGUAUGGUUAUGAUCAUGAAAAAAAGUACCAAGAGUUAUCAUUGGUUUGCGUCCAGCUAGUUAUUCAAAAUUUAAGACGAAUAAACCUAUCGCAUGAUAUGAAGCCAGCAACUACGUCUGAUAAUUAA
Molecule: messenger RNA, 378 nt
Organism: Helobdella robusta
Lineage: Eukaryota; Metazoa; Annelida; Clitellata; Rhynchobdellida; Glossiphoniidae
Exons: 3
Coding region: 1-378 (125 amino acids)
Source: RefSeq, a predicted model, not a curated record